AUGAACGCAAAACACGCUCGAUCGCCCGUGAUCAAGGUCGUCGCCGGCGAGAACGAAGUCUUCGGAGACGACGACCCAGCCGUGCCGCUCAACGUCUUCUACGUCAGCAAGUCCCUCCUCAUCGAAAACUCGACCUACUUCAACAUCAUCCUCGACUCGGCUCCCGGGCGCGCCGUGGUCUUCCUCCCCGAACACGACUUCCUCGUCGUCGCGGACUGGUUGGACCUGCUCUUCCAUGAUCGUCUCGACCUGCUGCAAAAGGACACGCUUUCGUUCGACACCACAGAGAAGUACCUCGUCUUUGCGGACCUCGUAGGAUCCGAGAAGCUCAAGAACGUGGUGGUGGAUACCGUGCAGGCCAACGUCGCGCAGUACAGUAUCUACACGCUCCGCGACUUGCAGGACAACCAUCCGUCGCUUACCGUGUGCUUCGACAUCAUUCUGGAACACUUGGCGUAUGUUGUCGUCACGGAGGGGUGGGCACAGUUCAUGAACCAAACACACAGCCAGACGGAGACAGGAUCAGAUCAGGAUCACGGAAGCGGCAGAUCCGCUUGGAAUGACUUCAUCGCCGACAAGGACAACCUGGCGAUUGUCAACAAGUUGUUGCUGAAGGUCGAUGCUCUCAACGGCGAGAAAGCCCAGAAUACGCUCGUCUCCCCUGCGGAGCGGGAGGAUUGCAAGUGGCAUGAGCAUCUGAGUGAGGAGACCAAGGCAAAUUGUCCAAGAAGGGGUGGGAAAAAGCAGGAAUGCACGUGA
Messenger RNA from Cladophialophora carrionii CBS 160.54, 759 nucleotides. RefSeq lists its product as uncharacterized. The transcript has 2 exons. Bases 1 to 759 code for a protein of 252 amino acids. The record is from RefSeq and is a predicted model, not a curated record. NCBI's taxonomy places the organism in Eukaryota, Fungi, Ascomycota, Eurotiomycetes, Chaetothyriales, Herpotrichiellaceae.